UCUUUCAUCGCUGUCGCCCCCCCAAAAACACGGGAAAUCGUAUCCCCGUGUUCCCCACCUUGCUGAGAUCGAACUGAAUCGGCUAAUAGCCUACAACCUACCUUCCGAGACAGCAAUGCACCUCAGCUACUUCUUCCCACUUCUACUUGGCCUCGGCCUUCCUCUGGCCUCUGCCUAUGAGCGGAUCCCGGCCAACGACACCGCGCCUUGCCCUCAUCCAGACGACAUCGUCUACUCCCCGUUCACCCCAUGGUUUAACUUCUACUCCGGCGGCAAACGCUCAUCUUUCUGCUGGAAAGCUGCCAUCUGCACCCUUGAGCCCGCUGACGAGGCGCGCAAACAGCAGUUCGGCGCCACGGCGCUGGUCAUGGGUCUGCUUCCACUUACGCUGCGCGACAUCGCCUGGCCUGAGCGGAGAAUCGUGUUGGUUUCUGCGCCGUUGCCGCGGCUCGCGGCAGUGGUGGUUAGGGGGUUGGGACUGGAACCAACGGUCAAGCGAGAGAUGAUGACGUGGGGAGAGGAUGAUGUGCAUCGGUGGAUGACGUGGGUACGCGGGAGUUGGUUCGCAGGGUUUGCGCGGCAGUCGAAGUCUGCGAUGAGAAUGCUGCUUGCAGUAUGCUUUGCAGCGUUGAUGGUGACGUAUGGGGCACUAGCGGUGGUGGAGUUGUAUUCAAAGGGCAGCGCGCUGGGCUGUACCUAUCCAGUUUUCGCGGUGACUUGGUGCAUUACCGGCGUUCUUCCGGCGAUUGUGCAUACUUUGUUUGAAAGCUGGCGCCGGCGGAAGGAUGUAAACGGGCAAACCAAAACGGGCAGGCCUUCUGCAGUGCAGGGUGUUGACGAGGCAUGGCCUGUGCAGCUCUCGUGGGCGAUUUACUACACUGCUGGGACGCUGAUAUACACCUCAAUCAUGGCCGUGACAGUCCUGGAGCUUUUUGUGUGGGUUGCUAUUCAGCUUUGUGUGACUGCGGCGAGCAAGCUGCUUGCUCUAUAUAUCUGCAUAUCGCUGCGUGAUCCUGUCGAGGAUGAUGCUACAUUGGACCUUUCCGCGGCCACGGAGAAUGGUGGCCCGUUGAAAGCUGACAGAUAACCAGCACAAUAAUGGAACAACGGAGAUUCAUCUGAGAGACCGCAUCGGGAAGAUAAUACCAUGGGAUGUCCGGGAACGAGCAAUGCGCAGUGUUGGCUGUCAUCAUUCUCACUUGAGUUUGUCAUGUUGCAGAUGGAUGGCCACUAUGAUGUACAGUACAUUUCUGACACUGUAGGUAACACGUUGCUAUGAGUUUGUAAAUAGACUAAGCGAAAUAAUAAACAACAUACAUCCAUUAA
Messenger RNA from Coccidioides immitis RS, 1326 nucleotides. RefSeq lists its product as uncharacterized. Bases 116 to 1087 code for a protein of 323 amino acids. The record is from RefSeq and is a predicted model, not a curated record. NCBI's taxonomy places the organism in Eukaryota, Fungi, Ascomycota, Eurotiomycetes, Onygenales, Onygenaceae. The transcript has a single exon.